CUCCCCCAGCUGCGCUUCCCAAGGCAGUCAGUCAGUCCCACACAGCGUCCACACUGCACUGGCCCUCAGUUCAUCUUUCAGCUUUCCCGUUUCUUACAGUCGCAACGCAACCAAACAACACGGGGGACACGGCGGGGAAGCCUGUUUUCGUUACGCAUUUCUCGGGUGGCUGGUCGUCCAACUUCUCUCGUUGUUGUUGUCGUCGUCGUCAAGUCAAAUCAACCACCGAAACACAUUCGUUGAAACAUCUUCAUCAACACUUUCGUUUUCGCCAAUCAAUAGGUAUUCUAUCGCGUAUCCGAAUUACACAGCGCGCUUGUCCGACCUUCGCUCAACGGCAACCUCUCGUCUCUUUCCCGCCCAUUCCAGACUCGGGACUAUUUUACAGUAGCACAGACUCCACUAGGCGCCCGUCUCACUUGAACAAACCGAGACAAGAAUACAAAAAGAGACACAAUCUUCUCCCUAAUCUCACGCACCUUGAUUAUUAUUAUUUUUUUUCCCUCCCGCGACGACAGUUCGAGUUGUCGAACCUGCCGAGGCCGUGAAUUGACACCGAGCCGACAAAUCCCCCUGUCCUCUCUCUCGGCCCCGCCCCGUUGCGUCGCUUUUUCCUUUUUUUUUAUCCCCCGGACCCGACGACACCCACGAAGCCCUCGCCGAACGACGCUUAGCUUGACCCGGCCCUCGACGGCCUCAUAUAUCGCCAACCAUGGGCAAAUUCGGAGAUUUCAGCAGCAUAUGUCGCAUGGCGCCUAUUCCUCUAUGCGCGUCAGUUGGCCCGAUAACAUCGAUUGCCACCGGCGUCGGCAUUGAGCCGGACUGCUAUGCGCGCAACAUUGAGGUGGCCAACACCAUCAUCUUCCAGGGCGCGGCAAGCGUGAUGCACAUUGUUGCUCUAGUCAUGACGGUGGUCAUGUUGUUGCAUGUGAGGGGGAAGUUCACUGCUGUCGGCCGCAAAGAAAUCACCACCUUCUUCUACCUUUACAUGAUCCUCACCUUCCUCUCCCUCUGUAUCGAUGCCGGCGUCAUCCCCCCGCACUCGGGCUCUUACCCCUACUUCGUCGCCGUGCAAGCUGGUCUCGCCUCCGCCCUGGUCACCUGCCUAGUGAUUAACGGCUUCGUCGGCUUCCAGCUCUAUGAGGACGGCACUCCUCUCUCGUUAUGGAUGCUCCGCCUCUGCUCCUUCGUCGCUUUCGUCAUCUCCUUCCUCGUCGGUCUCGCCACGUUCAAAUCCUGGGCCGGCUUGGGUCCCACCAACACCGUCGGCAUAUUUGUCGUGCUCUACUUUCUCAACGCCCUCCAGCUCCUACUCUACGUAGUGAUGCAGAUCAUCCUCGUUACCCGCACUCUCCAGGACCGUUGGCCUCUGGGUGACAUUGCCUUCGGCCUCUUCUUCUUCAUUGCCGGCCAAGUCAUCCUUUACGCGUUCAGCUCGCCCAUCUGCGAGGGCAUCUCGCACUACCUGGACGGUCUCUUCUUCGCCACGACGUGCAACUUGCUGGCCGUGAUGAUGGUGUACAAGUACUGGGACUCGAUCACCAAGGAGGACUUGGAGUUUUCGGUGGGCACGAGGAUGAACAACUGGGAGGUCAAGGAGUUGCUGCCACAGGGUCCGGAGGAGGACAGGAGGGCGACGGUCUAUGCGGAUCCGAUUUACGAAGGCCAUUAUGCUUCCGGGCCCGGAACGGGAAGUGGUGCGAGCGCCAGCGGUUAUGAGGGAGGACAUCACAGACGGGAGAGUCAUGGGUAUACGCCUAGUCCCAACAGGCAGUCCUUGAGGUAUUAGAACGCCUAAGACGGCCUGGGACAUGUUGAGGGAAAAAAACAAAAAAGAAAAAAAAGUGUAGAGAAGGAGAUGGAUGUUAUGGACAGGGAAAGGGAUGGAUUGUGGAUGUGUCUUCAGACGGUUGAUUGAUACCAUGUGCUCACGGCACUCUUGUCAUGUUGCUUGCUUGUUUUGGUUGGGCGGGCGCAAAAAUGCAUAACGCAGCUAUCUUUGAUGAUUUUCGGUACGGGGGUUUUUCUGGUGGGAAAGCAGCAAGCGAAGCAUUCCCAACAGACAGCGUGUUGGUAAUUCAUCAAUUUUUUUUCUCCUUUUUUUCAUCUUUUUUUCUCUUCCUUUUGGUCGGCGUUAAUGGCAUUUCAUCACGGGAGAACGGACGGAGAAACGGGGGUACGUACGUUUGUCAUGGGGCAUGUCGUCGUCCAACAACAACGACGACGACGAGAACACUUAACUACCUAACCUGAUAGGAUAUUUCUCUUAUAAUAAUACUCUUACAAGAAGAAGACAUUAAUAGCAUUAUACCACUUUACAUUUG
This is a messenger RNA of Neurospora crassa OR74A, 2324 nucleotides long. Its product is annotated as chitin synthase export chaperone. NCBI's taxonomy places the organism in Eukaryota, Fungi, Ascomycota, Sordariomycetes, Sordariales, Sordariaceae. The transcript is spliced from 2 exons. Bases 713 to 1789 code for a protein of 358 amino acids. Gene Ontology annotation, biological process: protein folding. Gene Ontology annotation, cellular component: endoplasmic reticulum membrane. The record is from RefSeq and is a predicted model, not a curated record.